UUGUGUACUGUUCUUGUCCUAAUUAGCCUCUGUAAAUUCCACUUCCAAUAAUUUCAUUUCCCAUUACCGAAAUAGCUAUGAAUCGCGUCUGAUUACUUCAUCUCCUCAACGAUUGAAGACCUAAGCAGUGAAAAUCAUGGGAUUACUGAAGCUCCGCCGUCUUCUGGUGGUUCUGAUUCUGGGUUUGUUAAUUGGCGUUACCACAGCAGGUGGUGGUUCGGGAAAAUGUGGAUUUCCCGCCGUAUACAACUUUGGCGACUCAAAUUCAGACACAGGCGGAAUAUCGGCGGCAUUCAAUGCGAUUCAACCACCCAACGGCGAAACGUUCUUCCGACGCCCUUCUGGAAGGGCUUGCGAUGGCCGUCUCAUUGUAGACUUUAUAGCUGAGAAGCUGAAAUUGCCUUACCUGAGUGCAUAUCUGGACUCAUUAGGAACAAAUUUUAGGCAUGGAGCUAAUUUUGCAACAGGAGGUUCAUCGAUUUGUCCUGGUGGUUACAGCCCUUUUCAUCUUGGCAUUCAAGUAUCACAGUUCAUACAAUUCAAAUCCCGCACCACUGAUCUGUUCAAUCGACUCCACUCCAACAACAAGACGUCGAUACCAAUCAAACGUAUAGCGAGGCCCCAAGAGUUUUCUAAGGCGCUAUAUACGUUCGACAUUGGGCAGAACGAUCUUGCCUACGGUUAUCAACACUCAUCAGAAGAACAAGUUAGAGCCUCCAUUCCAGAUAUACUCAACACAUUCUCUGAAGCUGUGCAACAAUUGUACAAGGAAGGGGCAAGGUAUUUCUGGGUGCAUAACACAGGUCCAAUUGGAUGUCUGCCUUACUCUAUAUUGUAUAACAAAAGCCCCGAUAAUCGAGAUAGCAACGGAUGCGUGGAGAGCCAGAAUGAAGUCUCUCGAGAAUUUAAUCGACAGCUGAAGAGUCGGCUGCUAAAGCUGGGGAAAAAGCUUCCUGUAGCUAGAAUUAUACACAUAGACAUGUAUUCAGCCAAGUAUCUGCUCAUUACCGAAGCGAAAACUCAAGGUUUUGUUAAGAAUCCAGUGAAGUUUUGCUGUGGGAGUUACUAUGGCUAUCACAUUGAUUGUGGAAAAAGAGAAGUUGUGAAUGGAACAGUUUAUGGAAAUCCUUGCAAAGAUCCAUCAAGGCAUAUUAGCUGGGAUGGCAUACACUACUCUGAGGCUGCAAACUUGUGGAUUGCUAACCACAUAUUGAAUGGCUCAUUUUCAGACCCACCAUUGCCAAUUGACAAAGCUUGUCGAGCUCCUAGUUACGCAUGAUAAUCACGGAAUUGAACACUUCGAGCGAAAUGGAAACAUCAAAUGUAUGAUUGAGAAAUAUACGAGUAUUAUAGAUACUCCUCUGCCACAACGUCUCAACACUACAAAUUUUCACAUUAGCAUCUGAUUCUGUCGAAAAUCACGCUGCACCUUUGGAAUUUGGUCCGGUUGUAUUAGAGAUGGCAAAAGUUUAUGAACACUAUUCGGGCUAUGAACUCAAGAAUUAUUGGUGUCCCCUAGAGAAGUUGGGUAGAUAAAUCAAGCUAUCCAUGUGUUUGUACUUAUUAAAAACACUUCUUUUUAGGUACUUAAAAGGCCAUUUCAAACCUACCAUCAAGUUUUUCAAAACUCGACUAAGUCAGAGGUUCGAAUUCUUCCACCCCGCUUGCCCUCGGCUCGGCUCGCACCAUGUUUGUGGUUGGAAAAGAAAACUUGUAAGUUCACUCACAGCCAUGUUUGUCGCCAUUCCUAACUGAGAACAAUAUAAUCUUAUCCAAAAGGGAAUCAGAUUGGGCCUUUUAAAA
Messenger RNA from Cucurbita pepo subsp. pepo (vegetable marrow), 1803 nucleotides. RefSeq names its product GDSL esterase/lipase At3g27950. Gene Ontology annotation, molecular function: hydrolase activity, acting on ester bonds. The record is from RefSeq and is a predicted model, not a curated record. NCBI's taxonomy places the organism in Eukaryota, Viridiplantae, Streptophyta, Magnoliopsida, Cucurbitales, Cucurbitaceae.